Macrosteles quadrilineatus (aster leafhopper) is the source of this 8682-nucleotide messenger RNA. Its product is annotated as menin-like. The coding region runs from base 224 to 1993 and encodes 589 amino acids. Gene Ontology annotation, cellular component: histone methyltransferase complex; nucleus; chromatin. Gene Ontology annotation, biological process: negative regulation of cell cycle; negative regulation of cell population proliferation; regulation of transcription by RNA polymerase II. Gene Ontology annotation, molecular function: transcription cis-regulatory region binding; Y-form DNA binding; chromatin binding. The record is from RefSeq and is a predicted model, not a curated record. Lineage: Eukaryota; Metazoa; Arthropoda; Insecta; Hemiptera; Cicadellidae. The transcript has 6 exons.
UGUGAUCAAUCCAAUCAACUUGUUAUUAUUAGUCCUUGUUUAUAUUGUUAUAUGUUGAGCCAGUGAAAGUGAUUUUUGUGAAAUCGGGAAACAGUUCAGUUCCGUUUAAUGAAGAUGAUUUCUAGUUUAUCUCGUGCAGUGUUGUAGUUAUGGCGAUCGCGCGUUCUGGUAAAGCCGGUACAACAACGUAAAUACAAAAAGUCCUUCACCUUGCCAAAACGACAUGGCGGGUUUUCGACAGCUUGAUCGGAAAGUUUUCCCGCUACAAGACAUUCCUUCGGUUGUAAAAUUUUUUAAGAAGGAAUUAGACAGGAAACCUGAACCUGAUUUAGCACUUCUAUCUAUUAUUGUCGGUGCUAUAGAAAAUUCCAUGACAUGUAAUAGGCCUUAUCCGGCUAAUAAUGAAAAUGAUGAGUUUGGGCAUCUUGUGCCUGUGGAAUACCACAUUGUGGAAACUCUUUACACUAAAUUUCACACUAUUAUUAAAUCAACAGUUGACAUGUCCUUGUACAGUGAUUUAAAAUAUGCCACUCGAGAACUAGUGAAGAGGGUAUCAGACGUUAUUUGGAAUUCCUUAACCAGAAGUUACUACAAAGACAGAGCCCAUCUACAGAGUCUGUAUAGUUAUUUAACAGGUAACAAGCUGGACUGUUUUGGUGUGGCCUUCGCAGUGGUGGCUGCUUGUCAGGUGCUAGGGUUCAGUGACGUUCAUCUUGCCCUGUCCGAGGAUCAUACUUGGGUUGUGUUUGGUGAGAACGGAGAUCAGACAGCAGAAGUUACGUGGCAUGGCAAGGGUAGUGAGGACAAGCGAGGUCAAGAGGUCACGCCCGGGGUCGGUUCUCACUCGUGGCUCUACGUCAAUGGCUACCCCAUCAUCUGUGACCGGUGGAUGGAGGUGGCAGCACUGGUGUCUACCAUCAACCCGUCGCUCAGUAUCACCAACGAUGUUGUCGAGGUGGCGCUACUGCAACAGGAGUUGUUGUGGGUGUUGUACGACCUCGGGCACUUGGCACAGUUCCCGAUCGCCAUAGGCAACCUGGCUGACCUGGAGGAGAUCAAUCCGACGCAGGGACGUCCCCCGUGCUCGUCGCUGUUCCAAGAAGCCAUCUUGUCUGCUCGCAAAUACUACAACAACCAACAUGUCUACCCGUACACUUACCAGGCGGGCUACUUCUACCGCCAUAACAUGUACAAGGAGGCUUUUGAGAGUUGGGCCAACGCCAGUGACGUCAUCCGCCUUUACAACUAUUCCCGAGACGACGAAGAGAUUUACAAGGAGUUAAUGGAGAUCGCUAACGAGUUGAUUCCUCACAUAAUGAAGGUGGUGAGCUCCGGCCACAGCGCUCGGUCGAUCCUUAAAGAUCCCGAGUGUUUUGCGUAUCUGCUGCGGUUCUACGACGGCAUCUGCCAGUGGGAGGAAGGUAGCCCAACCCCUGUGUUGCACAUCGGCUGGGCAAAACCCCUCGUCAACACUAUCUCUAAAUUUGAUGCAGAGGUGAGAUCACAAGUGGUUAUUUUACCAGGCGGUCUACUUGAAGGGUCAGAAAAGGACGGAAAAGAGGGUGGUGACGUGAUCAACAACAAUAACGACUGUUGUAAAACCCGUGAAGGCGAUCUGAUCUCCUCGCUGGAGUCCAAAGUCAAAGACAAACAAGCCGCACUUCACCCGAGCAUCGAAGCUCUGACUGCUGCGUGCGGCGAGAGAAUUCUCAACCGAGACUUUCUCAUUCAGGGCGGUGGAGAACCGUUUGUGGGCGGCGCCGAACUGGCAUCCUCAUCUAAUGUCGAUCUUUUGAAAACGGAAACCACUCAGCCGAAACUGGUGUUGCACAGUGAGAAGAUGAGAGGACUGAAGGAUCUUCUGUUGGCGGAGAAACUGAACACUCACGCCAUCAGUCUGCAACUGACGGCUCAGUCUCAGGUGCAGGUAGGUAAGAAGGUGAGGGAGGAGCAAGGAUUGGGCACCCGACCCAAGCGAACCAGGAGAGAGUAACUGAGGGUAAAAUCAAAACUUAUUUGAGGAGGGAUUCUGGGAGAUCGGAUUCGAAUUUUGAAAAUCAACUGUCGAUUCUGGUUUGUUUUAUUUACGAAAAUACAGUAAAACCCUAACCAACCAAAAAGAGGCAAGGCCGGUUUGGAUAACUCAUUUUUCAGUUAUUGAGUGUUUUUAAUAUAAGAAGUAUUUUAAUCCUAAGCGAUUCAACAUUCAACUUUAUUUCAUUACGUUACAACAUUCAAUUUUUACAUUGUUUCAAUUGUCAUCUUAAAAUCUACUAUUUUAUUUUCCCAGCUGCCAACUACCCGCUCUACAGCAGACAAAUCCUGUUGUCUAGCUUAUUUUCCUUUCCAAUGGAUUUUAAUAUUUUAUUAUGGCUUCGAUUUGGGGUUUGGUUAGAAUGGGGUUUACUGUACAUUUACAAAGCAUUCUCAACUUCAAUUGCAAGUAAGUUUUUUUGUUGUUUUUAAAGGUGACAAGUACUUAUUUAAUUAGUUUCAAUGGUACAACUUAUCCAUUUGAGGUUGAAUGGUAUGUGUCGCAAGAAUGUUUUGGUAAUUUUUAAUUUUUUAACAAUGCAUCUAAUCAAAAUGUUUUAAAACUUCAAAUGUAUUUAGAAAUUAAGUUAAAUGUUCCAAAUGUUACAAUAGAACAAUCUAUGUUUGGUUAAAAACUACUUCUAAAACAUCUUUCAGCACUCAUAUGUCCAUGUUGUUUAUAUCUUUCAACCUCAAAGGGUUAUAAAAAAACUAAUUUUGUCACAUGAAUGAUUUCAGCAAUUUUUUACAACUUUUUAUUACCGGUUAUAUUUUACAAACCCAGUUUUUGUUGUGUUAAAAACUUGUCAAAACGUUUGACAUUAAAAUGACAGAUGAUCUAUCUUUGAUUCCAUAUGCCAUCUUUUUCGAAUAUUGAGUAAGCAAUUUGGAGGCUUGUGUAAGUCGUAAAUUUUUUAGUCUACUCGUAAUCUCUAGUCCUCUACUAGGUUUAUGGAAGAUUAUGUGAUCAUCUCCUAAUCGGUGUUUGCCUUAGGGUUUGUUUUGUUUUAUUGCGCUUUUUACAAAGUCAUUUUCAAAAAUGAGAUUUUGAAGGUUAUUUAAAUUUUUAAUUUCAAAGCUGCAGUUUUAAUUUAUUCUAAGUGUUAUUUUUUAAUUGUUUCCUUAAUACUCUUGUUAAGUGUUUGACAUUGUUUUUGUUGUGAUAAAUGUCUAAUUUAUAAUUUUGACGCAAGCACUUAAAGUGUAUUUAGUCUACUAAGUUAUGUGAGCAGGCUUUAAAUGUUGGGUCAACGACUGAUCAUCGUUAUCAAUUAAUAAAUAAUUAAUUGUUGUUUUAUCGUUUACUUAUUUAAUGUUUUACAUUUUUUUGGAGUUGUUUAUUUCUAAGAGAAAAUUGGUACUAAAAUAUUUUGACGUGAAACUCCUUAUAUUAUUGAAUUUUUGAAGAGUUGGCUUACAUAUAAAGAAGUCGUUAAAGUUUAAGUCUUUAAACAAUCUGUUCGGAAAGAUAUAAACCAUUCUUUAAGCUUUAAGUAUGUUGACCCGAUAUCAAAACUGUUGCUUUUAGAUCUGUAUUUUUAGUGUUUUAGAGUAUAUUUUUUAUAUUGUACUCCCUAGCAGAGAUGCUGUUAUGUACUUAGGUCAGUUGGUUGGUGCAAACAUGGAAGGUGCACAUAAAAACAUUUUUGUAUCAUGUCAGUUGCAGAGUAAAAGUAUUCAUACUAUAAAGUUAUGUUAAGUUUUAAAACUUGUUGACGUUAGUAGUUGAUAUUCGAUCAAUUGUGAUCACAUCAUGAGUUUGUAACUUGAGACUUGGGUCUAUCACUGUAUAAUCUUUUCAGUAAUGUUAGGUCUUGGUUGUGCUUUUAACAUGGUUUAGGUUGUGGCACGUAUCACAGUGAAAAUUUGACCACACCUUUUUUUGACAUUAUGAUUAUGAAUACACUGAAACAACUGUUUAGGUUCCUCGAUACUGAUUUUGUCAAUGUAAACUUAUAAUUUGACCUCAUAAAAAAAUGAAAACACUGGAAUGAUGACAAAUGUAAAACUAUUAUCUACUUAAGGUUAUCCCACUUAAAAACCCCGUAUAAGGAUUCUUAAAUAUUUGUCAUUAAAUUUCAUUACCAUGAUGGAAAUGUAAUCUUUAAAUAAUUAGCUUUACUAAUAUUAAUAUAAGACGUAAUAUCCUUAGUAGUUUUGUUUUUUCAAACUUUCAUGUUUAAUUGGCUUAAAAAACUUGUUUUCAAGUUUAAAGAGGAAUUUUUGAAUAUUUAUUACCAGUUUUUGUAAACUAUUUAUUGGACAUUCACGGUGCCGCUAAAAUAAUUGCACUGUGGCUAAGUCACAAUUUGACAUUUGUUGUUUGUUGCAAUAUUUAAAAAAUGAAUAAUGUACAUAUUGUAGUUAUUCAAACAAUAUGAACUGUUAUACUGAACUAAACCAUUUUUAUAUACCGUAAAUACUGAGUGAACUAAUUAUUUUACCCUUGAAAAAAAUAUUUUUUUGGAUUUUCAAUAGUUAUAAAAUUGUUUUCAAAUACAUGUUGAAUAAGUUUCUUACAUUGAAGUGAAACUAAGAGGGCCGCCCCAAAAUGAACAUACAUUUUGCAAUGACGCUGCACGGUUCGAUGCUUUUUCCGCCAUCCUAGUAUCAGAGUGUUUCUACACCCGGUAUACAUCCAACUACAGCAACAGAAUUGUUUUAUCAAUAGUUGUCUGAUGUGAAGUGUAACAACAGUGCUAUCUUUGCAGACUGUCCCGCCAAUAAUUGUAAAUGAGCUGUGUAAUCAGAUUUUUGUUCGCAAAAUUUCACACACCAAUUAAUUGUAAUUUAUCGCCAGGUUUGGGAUUUUUAUGGCAAAGGAGUAAUGAGCCUAGUGGUUAGUCGUGCAUUGAAUUAAAGUCGUGCUUUAAAAAUUAAUUAAAACCUUUUUUACUCUUCGUCGCAAGUCUCAGUUUUUUUAUCGAUCAAAACUUUGGAAUCCAUUAGAAACCAAAUUUCUGUGGACCAAGUUUUUUAUGCAAUUUUAUGAACCAAGCUCCGUGAAAUUAAGGGAAAAUGUUAUUGUAAAUAUAAUUGUGAAACCCUGAUUUUCACAAAUUUUUGGUUGUUGACUCCCUAUCAGUUCAACAGCCAAUAGAAUAGGCCUAACACUGGUCAUGAUUGUGAACAUUUGUUUGGAUAAUUUUAACAUUAAUUCUCCAUUUUCUUACACAGCCUUUAAUUACAACUACUUUGUUAUGAAUAUCACAAAUCUGCUGAUUUAUUUCCAUUUGCUUUGGAUUUUUCAACAAAAAACUUAUCACAGUACAACUCGCAGGAUUUCCAAUGACAAUUUAACACUUCACUUCAGACAAUGUACGAGAGAUUAUUCGCAUGCCCCUAUGGCUGGAUGCAUACUGAGUGUAGGAACGCACUAAGACGGUGGCAGUAGAGCCGCCUCUAGCGGAAUAGAUGCGAAACAUCUGUUACUUUCUGGACAGUCCUUGUAUUUUUUCAACUCGUUGAAGCUACAUAAAUUGAAAGUAUGAAUUUAAUGUGUCUAAUUUGAUCAUUUACAUUUACAGUUUUGCCAUACAUUUAAAACUGCUAAGCCAACAUCGUAGUUUGUCGGUGUCAAAUUUUUUGUCAAGAUUCAUUUUGGUUCUUUAACUUAUUAAAAUGUUAACCUUUCGCAUGAAUUGAUAAAUUUUCCAUACUUUAUUGUAACUAAAUUAGGUAUCACUAAAGAUUUGAGUGGAUUUGUAUGGCCACAAAACACAAUACUGUUCAGGAACUAUGACGGAAACUUAAUCUUGGUCAUUGAUGGAUUAAAGCCCGAAUAUAAAAUUACAUUUUACAGAUUUGGCCUUGCUUAAAAAUUACAGUUUUAGCAUUUUGACAUUUUAUAUGAUUGGAAUUGGAAGAUUGUGUUAAGUUUUUUGUAAAUAACUAUUUCUAGUACAAAUUUGAGGAAGUCUUUCACUUGUUUAUCCUAAUGUUAAAAUUUGUGUUUUCAAACUACUGUAUCUAUUUAAGAAUGUGUUUGUUAAGGUCAAUUAGGAAUGACAAAAAAGUUUUAUUUAAAAAGAGUUCAACCGAUCUUAGUUUUUAUUUAUAACUAGAAUCUAGAAAGAGUUCAAAUAUAUUAUUAAACUGUUGCAGUCAUGUUUCUUCAAAACAAUGUUUAAGCACAUAGUCUCUACAACUGUUUUCUACUAUGUUUUUUGAUAAGAAAUAUUAAUUUUAAUCUACCUGUGUGUUGGUAGGUUUUCAGUUUUUAUCUUUGGUAAUGUUAUUAAACUAAACCUACUAAACCUUUUUCUGUCCUAAAAUUAAUCUGUUUUUCUUGGGAUUUCAGUACCUAAACAUAAUAUUGUAGUGAUUUUAAAGUAACGUAACAAUAAAUCAGUAUUAUUAACAUAUUGGUACAGUCAUGCUAUAAUUUAUUAAUAUAGCAACUAUUUUCAUGAAGCCGGUAGCGGCAUAUAGAUAUCCUGUUAAGCUGCAUGUUAUCGUAGUUAAAUGCAAUAUAUACCGUUGAACCAUGAUGUUUUAUGUGAUUGUUAGGUACUGUGUAAAUAAACAGAAACAUGUCAAUAAUAGAAACAGUUAGCUUUCUCUAUUUAGGCGAAGUUUUAUACUGGCUCAGUCAUGGGCGAAUGUCAGAAAUGUUGAAAAGGUUGAAACCCUUUUCAGGUUUUUGCUGCUGUUUUGGUUAGUUUUAAUAGUUUUACUAAUAACUCACUUGUAGAAUCCACAAUUUGUAAUGCUUAUAAUAAUAGAUUUUAUGGGAUAUUUUAAAUGGUGCUGUCCUUAAAUACUUUAAGCAAUGAUGUUUUUAAAUAUUUUUUCCUUAAAAUAUGACAUACUUUAUUUACUACUACUACUACUACUUUAUUCACCCUUGUUUUAAAUCAUUAUUCACAUAGGUUUUUGUGUUGUUCAAUAUGAAUGAGUGCUGAGUGUGCACAUUUAGACUUUGGGUGCUUUUAAUUGUUUUAAACUGUUCACUUAAUGGUUAGAUGGGAUCGUUUUAUAAUCUAAUUGAUCAUAAAAUUACUUGUUCCUUUGCUAAUAAGUAGGCUAUAUAAUUGUUUUAUAUUAUGUGUACCCUAAAUUUAAUUAAUGUUGCCGAAACAAUUUGCAUCUAAAUUUUAGAAAGUAUGUAAUGUUUUUAUUUUAAUAUUGCUAGAAUGAUGUUGAGAUUUUUAGUGAUCACAAGGCUGAUUUUUAAAUGCAAAAGAAUGCAUCUUAUAAUUCUUUGGUUUAUUUUCAGUGUUUAAAAUACAAUAAUACAUUGUUAAAACUUUGGUAGCUACAUUCCAUUGGUCAUCUUGCCAAGCUAAGAUCAUAAUCGUCAGCAAGAAUAUUUAAAAAUUCAAGUGUUUGAACUCUUUUCAGUUCUAAGCCAAAUAUUUUUCCAUCAAAAUUGUUUAUGAAGUAUCUAUAAUUUAUCACCUAGGCAGGUCUCGAUAAUGAAAAUUACUAUUUUUGUUUCAAUAUCUUUGUUGCAAUGGUAUUGUUAAAUAGGCCUAGUAUUUGAACACUGUUUUACUAUGCAAAUUGGUCAUCUGCCAUCUUUUAGUGGACAAAAUUAUGAUAGCUUUUAGUUUUAUUCUUGUUUACCACAUUGUAAAAACAACAAUUCAAAACCAUUGAAGGGAUCAAAACUCAUGAAUUACAUUUAAAAUGCUUAGUACUGAAAGAGUUCAUCGAACGAAUAUCAAUGUUUUCUAUUUUAAAAUUUUGUUUACAGUUUUAAUUUGCAAAAAGAUAUUUGAUUAUUUUGUUUCAGUCCUUGACACCUAGUUUUCUUGUUUAGAUUACUGUUACGUUGUAAAUAUGCAGCUGCAAGUGGCCAACUGUUAAAUGAUAAGGUGUAUUGUAAAAUGAUGUAAAUAACUGAUUAGGGUUGAUUGUAGGUUUAGUGCAAGGCUGCUGCAACUUUGGGGAUGGGCUCGCUUUUUUGCAUUUUUUUACCAGGAAUGGAGGGUUCUUAAUUGUUUGAAUUUUUUACUCAAGUUGUUUUUUGUUUGUUAGAUCUAGAUCUGUGUAGAUCGUAAAUAAUGUUGAAAAAAUAAUGUUAUGUCAAAUGGCAUAUAUGUCCUCAUGAAAUGUUUUUUUUUUUAUGUAAUGAUAACAUUUUGAAAUUGCGUAUCUCCAUUUCUGGUUUCUGAAAGUAAGGUAGUUUAUUUUAAUGCAAUUUUUAUGUAGUUUUUUUCUUCUCAGGUUUUAGUAACUUUCUCAGGUUUAGUUUCGGCUCAUCCUAAAGUCCCAUGACUGUGAUGACUGUUAUUUAUAAGGUGAAUAGAUUUCCAAGUAUUUUUGUAAAAGUGAUGUAAAUUAACUAUUGAAAUAUUCAGUGUUGUACGUUAUACUAUUUAUUUGGGUGCUUUUGAAGUUUGUCUUUGGAACCCUUUAGAUUUACUCACCUGGGGUGAACAUAAUAUGUUUAUUUAACUACUGUAAUUCCACCAGGAAAGUUAAAAAUCUCACCAACCCUAAUGACAUAACCUUUUACUUUGAACUUCCCCUAUGUCCAUGUCAUGUUCCGAAGCUAAAGCAAUUAUCAAAAAUAUAUGUCUUAGCUAAGUAGUAAGUUAACACCUCUAUUACUAGCUUCAGACUUUGAUGUAUACAUUGUGUGUAUCAUAAUGUUUCAGUGUAAUAGAUGAAUCUAUCAAAAUAAUAGUGGACUGAAAGCAA